AUGAGUGCGCCGUGUCAAGCCGGUGAUUUUGCUGCAUCGACUCGCAUUAUCAAUAGUGGAGAAUGUGGUGGUGCGCUAUCGGAUCGACAAGCACAACGUGUUGAAAAAAUACAAGAAAAUUCGUGGCUGC
Molecule: messenger RNA, 130 nt
Organism: Didymodactylos carnosus
Lineage: Eukaryota; Metazoa; Rotifera; Eurotatoria; Philodinida; Philodinidae
Source: the annotation of a GenBank genome assembly